Molecule: messenger RNA, 1684 nt
Organism: Brassica rapa (field mustard)
Lineage: Eukaryota; Viridiplantae; Streptophyta; Magnoliopsida; Brassicales; Brassicaceae
Product: transcription factor HHO1
Biological process (GO): regulation of DNA-templated transcription
Molecular function (GO): DNA binding; DNA-binding transcription factor activity
Source: RefSeq, a predicted model, not a curated record
AUCACCUACUACAAAGACAUUUUUACUAGAUAUAGAAUACACACUUGCUUGGAUAUACCCAAAUGAUCUUUAAACAAUUCUACAAAAACAAAACUUGCAAUCAUAACGGCGAAUAUUCACUACUCCAUAUCCACACUACUACAACAAGACAAAUCCUUCAUAUUAUUAUUUGUGAAUUGUAUAUAAUUAUACUAUGAAAUUGGGGGAUCAAGGUAUAUACAUAAUUUAUUAACAAAAGCUAAGAUUCGACUUGCAAUGCAACGACUCGACUUCUCUUUCAAGAUAAUGAUCCUUGAGAAACCCUAUAGAGCCAUAUAUUUGCUAUCUUUAUAAAAAGACACAAUCCCACCCUUUUGUUUAAAGAGUACUGCACAGCUAUAAAAAGGUGGAUUAAUCUGUAAAAUCACCAUGAUUAAGAGCUUAAGCAAUAUGAAGAAUUAUAACGAGAAACGUGAAAAAUGUUGUGAGUACAUCGAAGCUCUCGAAGAAGAACGCCGCAAGAUCAAUGUCUUCCAACGCGAGCUUCCUCUUUGCUUAGAGCUUGUCACUCAAGCGAUCGAGGCAUAUAAAAAGGAGAUAUCAGGGACUACGACAGAUACCUUGUACGGACAACCAGAGUGCUCGGAGCAGACCACCGGAGAAUGUGGACCCGUCUUGGAUCUGUUCCUACCUAUCAAACAAUCUUCAGCCUCCACAGAUGAGGAAGAGGAAGAAGAAGAGGUUGAUGAUGUUGAACACGAAUCUCAUGACACAGGCAUAGAUUUCGUUGACAAGAACAUGAAAUCUGAAUGGCUCAAGUCUGUUCAGCUUUGGAACCAGCCUGAGGCAGUUCCCGUUAGUAAAUCGGAGCGCUCACAACAAGAAACACAAACGUUGGUAGAACCGAUCAAAGAAAAUGACAAUGGAGCAGGGUCUCAUCAGCCGCCAUGCUAUGAAAGCAACGAAAAAAAUGACUAUAUUAUAUCUCUUGCGACUACUAGCAGCGGGAGCGGUCGACAACAGACGGAGGCUGAGAGAGACGGAAGCGGUGGCAGCGGCGGUAGCAGCAGUCGGAGAGGGCAAAGAAAGCAGAGGAGGUGUUGGUCGCAUGAGUUGCACAUACGCUUCUUGAACGCUCUUAAACAGCUUGGUGGUCCUCAUGUAGCUACGCCGAAACAGAUUAGAGAGCUUAUGAAGGUUGACGGGUUAACAAAUGAUGAAGUCAAGAGUCAUUUACAGAAAUACAGGCUGCAUACAAGACGACCUAGCCAAACAAUUCCUAACAACAGAGACUCUCAAACUCAACAUUUCGUGGUCGUCGGUGGAAUUUGGGUCCCACAGGCUAGCCACUCCAAGGCGAACGCAGUCGCAUCACGUGAGACAACCACCGGGAUUUAUGGGCCUAUGGCCAGCCCAUUACCGUCGGAGUGGCCGAGCCAUUCAAAUUUUGGUGGGGAGAUUUCGGAAGAAAUAUCAAGAUGCUCUGACAAAGGAAUUGUUCGGUGUAGCUCACCAGCAAUGUCUUCUUCCACUCGUACAAAGACUAAAGAUGCAAAAAUGUCAUAAGUCAUUUUGAUAAUUAUAUAAUAAAAGGAUAUAGGCAUUGAAAUGAAAGAGUUUAUAUAUAGAUGUUUGGAGCGACAAUUUGAAUAUACUAUUAUACUCCACAUAGGAUAAAUGUGACUUUGAUCGUAUUUUUUACACA